AUGGCAGUCUUCAAGAGAUUAGAGGAACACGUGCACGAGUGGGAGGAGGCAUCUGAGCGAAGCAGCAUCCUCGAACUGGAGCGGCUUGAUCUGUCUACGUCAUGGGAGAAGCUCGCAGGAGACGAGGGGAAGAUGUGGAACGAGAUCUACACACAUAACGACAUGCUCCAGCAGGCUCGCAUGCAGCUCGUGAUGUCAGACAUGGACGACAUCGUCUGCAUGGCAAGUCGAGAGUCUCAGGAGGAGGAGGAGGAGGAGGAGGAGGGAGGAGAACGACCCUUGUUCCUCGUCAGCUCCCUCCCCACCAUUGCUGACAGGAUGCGAGCAGUUGUGGAGCAGCACGAGGAGGACCUGAAGCUCAAGUGCGCCAUGGCGGUCGACAUGCCCUCAAGGAGAGAGCGAGUUGUCCUCACGGCAUACCUUUCUGCUUGGACGCUACAGGUUAUGAUCGACUCAUCGGAGGUCAAAGAACUCUCGUCCAUGCUAGAGGCCGAGAGCGUCUUGGCAGGGGUAAAGGGACCUUGA
Molecule: messenger RNA, 525 nt
Organism: Guillardia theta CCMP2712
Lineage: Eukaryota; Cryptophyceae; Pyrenomonadales; Geminigeraceae
Exons: 8
Coding region: 1-525 (174 amino acids)
Source: RefSeq, a predicted model, not a curated record